AUGUCAAAGAACCCUGUAUUAAACACCUAUAACUUUGUUAGUAGUUGGAAUCGAAAACGACCAUUGGACAGUAGUCAAUACAAAUUGAUCAUACGGCAACAACCAAAGCAAGCACGCUUAUGUAGUAAUAAAGAGAGAGACAGAAGACCAGUUGACCCUCCGCCCAUUAUUCAAUUGAAAAUCGACGGAUAUAGUGAGGAAGCUCAGAAUUUCCUCCAGAGUCCAUAUUAUUUCAUGUGUGCUAAUCUCGUGCACCCGUCACAGGAGAAUAGUGAACAGUAUAAUAUGUCCCCGCGAGUGUUGACAGGCACCGUGGUUUCAUCUCUACAUAAAUUAAAAGAUAUCGACAAUCAGGAUGGGGGCUUCUUUGUGUUUGGUGAUAUAUCAGUGCGCAUAGAAGGUCGAUUUCGCCUACGAUUCAGUCUUUUUGAAAUCAUAGGCGAUGAAGUUGUUCAUAUUUUGUCCAUCCUUUCCGAUAUAUUCAAUGUAUAUUCUCCAAAGACUUUUCCUGGAAUGUCGGAAUCAACCUUCUUAUCCAGAUCAUUCUCGGACCAAGGAGUAAAAAUAAGGAUAAGAAAAGAGCAUCGAAUACAAAUGAAACGACCUACUCGGCUGACAGAAUCAGGCGAAGAUCAAGACCUGUUAGAAGAAGAAAACGCAAAAAAGAAAAGACGGCCGACGUUCCCUUCAGUUGAAGUAGCUGGUGGAGUAUAUCAUGACCAAGCCAUGUCGUCACCAACAACUUUGAAACACAUACAAAUGAAGCCUCCAAUUGAUUAUUCACAUCAACAACGAACACAAGACGGCAGUGCUAUGAGACCCUAUCAGGCUCGACAUAUAUCCGACUAUCCAUCCGCAUACAGUAGCUACGAUGAACACAGUUAUACUUCUGUUCGAGAUGAUACCAAGAUACCGUCCUUGGUUGAACCCCCGACAUCGUUCUCUCACGACUCGGAUUCACCCUACACCCCUGUUUACGCAGGCGAACUCCACAGUGAACCGCAGCCGUACAGUAAUAGUAUCUACUCGCCCAUGUCGUCUCCAAGACAACCUCGAUCGGCUAGCUUUCCAACACCAACACGAUCUGUCGAUGCAUCUAAUCCAUACGUUAACAUACGUCGACAUCCUCUAGCGUCUGCAUCUCUUGAUGUUCCGCGAACAAAUUCUCAAUAUUCAAUCCCAUCUCGAUCGACAACAGCAAUGACAACAGCAUCAUCGACAUCAUCGAUAGCGCACUAUGGUCGAGCUGACUCUUUAUCUUCCAACUCUUCAUUAUCUUCCACAUCGACACCUUUUUAUCCGCAUUCAUCCCACACAAAUUAUUCAAUGUCACCUAAAUCACGUCCUAUUCCAAUCCACAUGUCCCGCCGCUCGUCUACAACCAACGGACUUCUAACCCCACCUCAUUAUCAUCCUAUAGCUCCCCAUCCUAUUCCUUCACAUGAUAAUCAUAACAAAAAUAACACAAGCGGCGGUGCGGACAAUAUAGCAACACCUAGUUAUACGACUCAAUUUACUGAUAGCCCGCGAAUUUUAUUCCCAUUACCGAUGAAGAGGAGUUUAUCUAAUGAUCCUACAUAUACGUCUUCCGAUAGCCAUCCACAUCACCAUUAUCCGCCACAUCACAAUACAGAACAUCAACCACUUUCUUUACAUCAACAUCACAAUGAUCGCCGUAGUCUUACACAUCAUGGUCAGACUUCAGGACAAUUACCUCCACAUGACAGUGGAAUUGCAUCGGGUGGUGAAGACCCGGGUAGAAAUUGGAAUAGAUAUUAG
This is a messenger RNA of Paraglomus occultum, 1779 nucleotides long. Lineage: Eukaryota; Fungi; Glomeromycota; Glomeromycetes; Paraglomerales; Paraglomeraceae. The record is from the annotation of a GenBank genome assembly.